This is a messenger RNA of Eurytemora carolleeae, 3606 nucleotides long. Its product is annotated as ubiquitin-protein ligase E3B. NCBI's taxonomy places the organism in Eukaryota, Metazoa, Arthropoda, Copepoda, Calanoida, Temoridae. Bases 55 to 3318 code for a protein of 1087 amino acids. The record is from RefSeq and is a predicted model, not a curated record. Gene Ontology annotation, biological process: ubiquitin-dependent protein catabolic process; protein polyubiquitination. The transcript has 35 exons. Gene Ontology annotation, molecular function: ubiquitin protein ligase activity; protein binding.
UUCUAAAAAAGAUUCAAAAUGGCAAAAAAAAUUGUUUUUGAUUGAUCAAUAAAAAUGAUAAAACAAACUCACAAAGAUGAUUUCCUGGAAAGAACAAAAGCUGCCAGAGAGGAGAGGCAGCAUGGGAAGGUCAGGUCCGAGAAUGCUACAAAGAUCCAGAGCAUAGUUCGUGGAUAUCUUGCAAGAACUCGGACAAAAAAACUGGUUUUAUCCCGGUUUGACCACAUGUUUCCUGUACUGGAAGAUGCCGCAGAACCUUCUCACACCAACUCUUCUGUUCAAAUGUUUUCAGUGGCCAAACUUUUCAUUAAUAUGAUCAACCCAAGGAAGGAAGAAGGAAGGUUCGAACGGAUGUUGAAGUAUCUUGUCUCAUCAAUAGGACUAGACUCGCCUAAACUUAGCUUCAUUGGGGUCUUUCUUAAUAAGGAGCACUCGAUAUCCUGGAUAAAGCUAGUGAAAGAUCUCUGCUUGAUGUCCAGCAGUAUCCUGGCCAGUGUAUCAACUAACCAUCCAAACUAUAAUAAAAAGGUCGCAUUUUAUACACUUGUUCUAAUCAGUUUUACAUCAUCAUCUACUUGGAAAAUUACAAAAGCAAAGGCAUUGGCUCCACUUGCCCCUCAUAUUACUCAGCUAUGUCACAACAUUACCGGAGCUCUUGUGGAAGGAGGAUUGAUGAAAGAUCUUAAAACUGUUCUUCUCAAGGGGAUUGCAUCUUCCAAGGUUUUACUCAAAAAAACCUCUUUAAGUGCCAUAAACAAUCUUGGAUUACGCCCUGUUAUCUACUCCAACUUCAGUGAUAAACUAGUCUCCAUGUAUGUUCUAAACAUACUUUGUGUUCCAACACUUGUAUAUCAGACGAACGCAUUAUGUCCUGAGAUAGUUUCCUUGCUAAAAACCAACGAUAUUCUCAGAUUUUCCAUCAAGCUACUGAGCCAGGAACAGCAGCUAAAGAUUCACUUUAAUGCCCUAGAAGGAUCGUAUGCUCUCUGUCUUGCGGCCAAUCUUAUAAAUCUUCUUCAUCUAGAGACAUCGGAUAGGCUUCAAGAUGAUUUAAUAGGGUUGGUUACUGUGCUGACCCGUCUGCUUGAGUCCUGCUCCCAGUAUGUAACUGCUAAACAGUCAAACCUCAGCCAUUGGCAUCCAGUCCUAGGUUGGUUUUCAGUAUCUUUGGAUAAAUAUCUGCAGGCGACAAUAUCUACGGUUAAAAUACAAAUAUCCAGACUAUGGCAUCCGGAUUCUGUGAAGCUUUUAACCCACCAUCUUCAGACUGCUGCGGCUAAUUUGGCCCGCCCCUCCCCGCCGGCCACGCCCUCUCCCGAGGAGACUAAUGUGGCGAGAAAGUUUAUGAAACAGGCGUUUGAGAAAACAAAAACAACAUAUACCAAUACAACACAGAGUCUCAAUCCUGUAAGUUUUGGAAUCAAUAGACUUGGAAACCCUGAUUGUACACAGAUAUCUUUAGUAUGUACACUCUACCAGACUGCUAUCAGAACAUUAUCCCAGCUGAGAUUGGAGAUUCUGAUAGGUUUAUGCUACGGGGAUAUACUGUUAAAACCAUUGUGGCUGUUCCUAAAUAGUUUAGGUCCAACCUGCGGACUCAAAUCAUUCCUAGACCUUUUAAAUACUAAUAGAUCUGGAAACUGUCCUGAGUUCCAGAUGUUAACUCUAUUCUGUGAUACAUUCGGUCAUUUAGUAACAAUUCUUGAUGACUCUGAGUUCUAUGAUUCUGGUGAACCGUUCUCUCCUCAUGAAUAUGCUCUUCUUGGACAGUUUAUCAAUCAGUUUCUCUAUAGGGCAAUGUGGAAUGGUAUAUUGACUGACCCUGAAAUACCGCUCUGUGUUAGCAUGCUAAAUCUUCUUGAUGUGCUCAUGCGAAGAGACGAAAGGAGAUCCUACACCCACCCGAACUUCUGGCUGAUCAAGGAGUUGAAGAUGAACAACAUGGUUAACGACCUGGCCAAGGGUAAACCUAUCCCUCGUCUGAUUAAGCAGAAGAUCCCCCACAUAAUGCCGCAUCGUGAGCGUGUUCUAAUGUUCCGUGAUGAUGUGAAUACUGAGAAAGCCUCCCUUGGGAUAAUAGACAAUGAGUCUCAUAGUCCACAAUCUACUCUAAUCACUGUUCACAGAACUCGGUUAGUAGAGGAUGGAUACAGGCAGCUCUCCAGCUUGUCAAGCAGUGCAUUGAAGGGAGUCAUCAGGGUCAAAUUUGUAAAUCUACAGGGUCUGGAUGAGGCUGGGAUUGACCAGGAUGGAGUAUUUAAGGAGUUCCUGGAGGAAACAAUUAAGAAGGUUUUUGAUCCGGGUCUAAACCUCUUCUGCACAACAUCAGAGGAAAGACUGUAUCCCUCCCCACUUUCUCAUAUAACCGAGAAUCAUCUAGAACUGUUUGAGUUUGUUGGUAAAAUGAUAAAUAAAUCCCAAUGUUUAGAACUGUUUGAGUUUGUUGGUAAAAUGAUUGGGAAAGCAGUUUAUGAAGGAAUAGUUGUUGAUGUCCCCUUCGCUUCAUUCUUCCUUACUCAAGUUUUAGGACACGAUCACACGAGUUUAUACAGUUACUUUGAUGAAAUGUCGAGCUCUGAUCCAGAACUAUACAAGAACUUGACAUACGUUAAACACUUCGAAGGAGAUGUUGAAGAUCUUGGUCUUACAUUCUCAUUUGAUCAGGAUGUGAUGGGAAGGAUAGUUACACAUGAGCUGGUUCCUGGGGGUAAAAGUGUAGCUGUUACUAGCAGAAAUAGAAUUAUGUACAUUCAUAUGAUGGCUCAUUUUAAGAUGCAUAAACAGAUACAGGCUCAGACUGCUGCAUUCCGUAAAGGAUUUCGUUGUGUUGUACCGUACGACUGGCUGAGUGUAUUCUCAGGACCUGAAGUCCAGAGACUGAUAUCAGGAGACAAUACGCCGGUCGAUCUAAAGGAUUUACGAAAAAAUACCGUUUACUACGGAGGGUUCCACGACUCACACAAAGUUAUAAUUUGGCUUUGGGACAUCCUUGAACGAGAUUUCAACGACAAGGAGAAAGGGUCCUUCUUGAAGUUUGUGACUUCGUGUUCUAAACCUCCGCUUCUCGGGUUCUACCACCUGGAACCUCCGUUCAGUAUCAGAUGUGUAGAGGUAUCUGAUGAAGAGGAUGAUGGUGAUACUGUUGGAUCUGUACUACGAGGUUUUCUAGCUCUAAAGAAGAGAGAUCCUGUUAAUAGAUUACCAACAGCCUCCACAUGUUUCAACCUACUCAAGCUACCAAACUAUCAGAAGAAAUCAACCUUAAGAGAUAAACUGAGAUACGCAAUAAACUGCAAUACUGGGUUCGAACUCUCAUAGAAAAAAUUGUACUCCAAUAGCUAUUUAGAUUGUACUGCAACAGCCGGUUAUAUUGUACAACAACAGCUGUUAGGAUUGUACUGCACCAGUUGCUUGUGCUGCAUCAGCUGUUUAAAUUGUACUGCAACAGCUAUUUAAACUGUACUUCAACAGCUGGCUGACACAGCUGUUGGGAUUUUACUGUAAUACUUAAAAUGUACUGCAUAAUUUUUCUGUUCGAAACAAAUUCAUCGUAGAAUUUUCAAAUUUGCACUGGCAAGGAUUAAGAAAAUAAAAAAAAUAUUUUCA